CGGUUUUUGCAAAAGUGAUAAACCAACCCCCCCUUCCCCUUGCCUGUGUAGUAGUGUAUGUGCUCUGGAAUCUAAGCAGUGUGUGCAAACGGCAAGAACUCUUCCUCUUAUCAUCCCCGGGGGCAGAGCUCCCCACUCACACACACGCACACGCACACAUUCUUGUUCACUGUCACCGGCGAGCCACGUUUGUUGACGUCUCACAGCGAGUGUGUGAUAUGCAGAAAAACGCGAAGAAGAAAGCAGGCCCCGGCCGUGGAUUUUAAACUUGACAGUUCAGCCCUCCGUCCCAUCCCCCCUCUGCCCUGUUCUAACCACGCGCAGCACCUUUUUUUUGCGUAAUAUUACACACCGUCAACGCGUUUUGUUUGAAGUGUGUUUGACAGCCGGGGACAGACUUGAGCGAUCGCGCACGUACAAACAGAGUGCGAGUGUGUGUGAGUGUAUGUAUGUGGGAGAGUGAGCGAGAUGGAGUGUGCGGUGCCGCAGCGCACAGGCUAAUAACUUGGACUAUCAUCAUCACUCGCGCAUACAAAGUGUCGCACGAUUGGCCUCGACUUCCGUUUCGAUAGUGUGUGUGUGUGUGUGUGUGCGUGUGUUGGUGGGCAAUUUUGCAUGCACGGCGGUCCAUCGGGUAGACACGCCAGAGAGACGUGUGGAGGAAGGGGUGGGGUGGGUAGGAAAGUGCAAGAAUAAGAAGAUGGUCUCGGACACAUGAGAAAUAUUUCGGCAAACCCUCCCCCCGAGCGUCACACACACACACACACACUCAACCACGGGUCGUCAGGAAAGGCAUGAAGGGAAAAAAAUCCGCAAAGAAAAACAAUCCACCAACACCACUGCCUCUUUGGAAGAAUGUGAUGGACGAAGUGAGAGAGCGAUAGAAAGAGAGGGGUGACGGUGUGGAGGGUGUCGCGUUGUGUUUUUCCCUGCCAGUCGCCGGUCGCGCCUGUGUGUGGGGCUGUAAUAUUUAUCGAGUGUGUCGACCUUUUCGGUUUGCGCAUGUAUAUUGUCCAUGUGUGCGAUUGUGAGAUUUGCGCGUGUGUAGGAGAGCCAUCGACGUGUGCGUGUGUGUGUGCAUAAUAUACUUUGUAUUGGCAAGCGCCGCAGCCCCAAGGUCCGGCGGCAGUGUGCUGUUGGGGCAGCACUGCGCGAUACCGAUAAUAGUUGUGUGCGCGGUUCACUUCACAUACAUAAGGCACACACCAUACCGCAACAAUAUCAUCAUCAUCGUCAGCGGGGGACGUAUACGUGUGUGGUGUAUGGUGAUGGAUCAGCCGUACGAGGCCAGCGGUGCCGGCCGGCAGAAUAAUACGUAGAAGAAGCGUGCCAUCACCGAUUAGAGUUAUUGGACUAUCGAGAUCGACACGCGUAACGGGACUUUUCUGGAUAUUAUUAUUGUGACAUUUGGCUGAUAGUGUGUGCGCGCGUGCGCGUGUGUGUAUAGAAAGCCGGUUCUAAAGCCCUCUCCCAUGGUAUUCCCCAUCGGAUCGAAAGGAUCGAGAUCGAGCGACGACGUGAAUUUUGUGGACUUUGGAACGUCGACGACCGGCUCCCCGGACAUUCAGGACAUCAUUGUCUUUGAAUCUACCGUGUGUGUGGUUGUGUGGCUGUGUGUGAGUUUUGUAGAUAAAGCAGCACCGUUACAGCAUCCUGCCUUUUGUGCGAUACAGCGUUGUGUGUAGAUCCUGUGUGUGUGUGUAUAUCUGGAAAGGCACAGUAGCACCGGCAGCAGCAGCAGUAUCGAACAGUCGACAGGAAGAAGGAACGUGUUGAAUAGACAAUUGUAUCCACAUUGUGAGUAGAGACGGACAUGCUUCGCUAGAAAUUGUCGCCACACAACCGACAACGUGUCUCGCGAACGGGUUUUUUUUUUGGUUAUUUCGUGCGAAGUUGAAGAACACGCAGAGCUGAGCGAGAGACAGAGUCAGUCAGUCCGUGCGCGAGUGUACGCGAUAGAAAGAAGGUGAAGCAAGCAGAAGAAGCGAAAAUUUUCGCACAGUUUCAAGUGAACGGUUUUGCCGUCGAAGAAUUCACCUUAUUCUCUCGCGACAAGGAGAAAGAAGAGGAAGAACAAGCGUCGGAAGAAGAGACCGACCGACAGACACGCAUAGAUAGAGAGAGAGAGAGAGAGAGAGAGAGAGAGUCAGCCAAGUCACAGAGCCAAGUCAGCCAGUCAGGCAAACGAUCCACUUGCGUUGGGUGGUGUUAGAACAAAAGCAAAGUCGCAAUUUUGUCCGCUGCUCUCUCCCUUCUCCCCGUGAGCGCACAUCGCGGAACAGUGACCACACCGUGGACGACGGGGUUUUAGGUUAGCGGAAAAGCAAUCUGUUUGUAUUUCUGGCCUGCCUGCUACGCAAUUCGACACGACCAAAAGUAGCACGAUGGCACCACAAGGAGCAACGGCCACGGUGAUCGUACCGUCCACAACCUCGGUGGUCACUCCCGGCACCGGCGGCAUGGUCGCGAACAUCCCCGUCAACAACAGCAGCAGCAGCACCACCACGACGAUGGCCGCCGCCUCCGCCGCCCUCGGUUUCGACCAUCUUUCCUGCCAGGAGAUCAUCUACGACGAGCCCGACAACCGAUUCGCCGACCCGGACCGCCACAUGAUCACCGAUGAUCGAGUCCUUCCGAACCUGAUCCGGCUAGAACGGUACACCAUUCCGCCCUGCAACUACUUCGUCGCGGUGCAGCAGGACAUCAAGCCGGCGAUGCGCAAGAUCGUCACCACGUGGAUGCUGGAGGUUUGCGAUGAGCAAAAGUGCGAGGAGCAGACGUUUCCACUGGCCGUGAAUUUCUUCGACCGCUUCCUGUGCGCCCUGGCGAUCGAUCGCUACCACCUGCAGCUGCUCGGAUGUUGCACCCUGCUGCUGGCGUCGAAAAUUCGCCAAUGUCAGCCAUUAACGGUGGACGUGCUCAGUGCCUACACCGACCAUGCGGUUUCGCCGGAUCAGAUAAGGAACUGGGAGCUGCUGUUGAUCAGCAAGCUCGAAUGGAACAUCAACGCGGUGACAGCGUACGAUUACGUCGACCACAUUCUGGAGCGCGUCAAAUGGGGCUCGGACGAUGCCCGGCUGCGCGAACAUGCGCACACCCUCAUCCACGUCUGCAACACAGAAACCAUCUUCAUGCAAGUGGAACCAUCGCUGCUGGCCGUUUCCUGCAUCGCGUCGGCCACCCGCGGCCUGAACGUAUCGACCAAGCUCGCCGUCGGCUACGACCUCUGCCGGCUGACGAUGCACGAACUGGAAAAGAUCGACCUGAUCGUGAAGAUCAUCGAGGACAUUGUGGCGCGCGAGAUUGCGGACAAGCAGUGCCAGCAGCAGCAGGUCGCCCAGCAGCAGGCACAGCUCGCCGCUGCCGGCAGCAGCUGUAAGGAGCAGUACCAGCAGGCUCCCCAGAAGCUGGCCAGCGCCAGCAACAGUACCGGCGGGGCACCCCAGCAACAGCAACCGGAAACGCCCACGGACGUACAGUUCAUCUACUUCUAAACUCUUUCGGAUGAGAGAGAGCGAGAGAGUGUGUGUGUGUGUCUUUCGGAGGGAAAGGAGACGAAGAAGAUGCUCCUUGUAAUACACAUCGUAAGCACAAAUGCAAUAUCUCUUCAAUCACUUCUUCGUGCGCAUACAUAUACAGAGCAACAAUCCCCCGGCGCGCCACACACUGCAAAGAAGAAGCGCGUUUCCUUUUUUGGCGAGAAUCGAACAUCGGAACAUCGUGCUGUCGUCGUCGUUGCGGAUGAGUAUGAUUUUAAUGGAGCCAUAACAAAUCUAACCUCCUUUCCAUACAAUGGACUGGUGGACGGAUCGCUUUUUAGCAAGGGUGUGUGUGCAGCAGUAGGGUUCAUAGUGUAGCAACGAGCUUAGAAAGAGAGAAGCGGGAAGGAAGCGAGAUGUGUUAGGCAUUUAGAGCGCGGCGAUGAAGUUGACCAAAAAUAUCGAAGGAUUUCACAGAAAACGCAGAAAACAAACAGAAAAAAUAGGCAUGCAUACAUAUAAAUGUGGCAUUUGUAUAGAGGCAGCAACGCACACACACACUGUGCUGCUACGUGCUGAUAUGGGUAGUCGAUAAGCUUUAUCCUAUUCUCCAAUCAACCUCAGCCUCCAUCCCCUUUUUGAGAGACUGACCUUCUUUCCACGCGGACAUGUUCACUAGUUAUGUAGGAUUUGGAGAAGAGGGAGAGGGCCCCCACUCUGUUGUUGGCCUAGUUUCUUCUUCUUAUUUUUUUUUUUGUAAAUAUUAGUAUAAAUAGUUAAGAACUUCCACCACCUUUACACACACAAUCCCCCAAUCCCUCGCCGCGUCCCCCAUUCUUCAUAUCAUCUUCUUCCUUUUGCCGCGCGAUCUUGUUUUCCCUUAGCGCCGGUGUUAGUGUGUGGGCUCUCGCCUCAUAUGCGUCGUGCGCGCUAUAUUUUUUAAUCAGUUCUUAUUGAUACCGAGUUACAAGAAUUCUUAUACACCAUUUUUUUUCGCGUUUGUUUGCUCUGUUCGAUUCUAUUGAAGCUGUUGAAAAUUGAAAAAGGAAAACAAAAACGAAGAGAAAACCCAUGCAAACGUUUUCA
Anopheles arabiensis is the source of this 4565-nucleotide messenger RNA. RefSeq names its product G1/S-specific cyclin-D2. NCBI's taxonomy places the organism in Eukaryota, Metazoa, Arthropoda, Insecta, Diptera, Culicidae. The transcript is spliced from 5 exons. Gene Ontology annotation, molecular function: cyclin-dependent protein serine/threonine kinase regulator activity. Gene Ontology annotation, biological process: mitotic cell cycle phase transition; regulation of cyclin-dependent protein serine/threonine kinase activity; positive regulation of G1/S transition of mitotic cell cycle. The record is from RefSeq and is a predicted model, not a curated record. Bases 2385 to 3494 code for a protein of 369 amino acids. Gene Ontology annotation, cellular component: cytoplasm; cyclin-dependent protein kinase holoenzyme complex; nucleus.